This is a messenger RNA of Rhopalosiphum maidis (corn leaf aphid), 3342 nucleotides long. RefSeq names its product plexin-A3-like. NCBI's taxonomy places the organism in Eukaryota, Metazoa, Arthropoda, Insecta, Hemiptera, Aphididae. The coding region runs from base 211 to 2571 and encodes 786 amino acids. Gene Ontology annotation, cellular component: semaphorin receptor complex. The transcript is spliced from 3 exons. Gene Ontology annotation, molecular function: semaphorin receptor activity. Gene Ontology annotation, biological process: regulation of cell shape; semaphorin-plexin signaling pathway involved in axon guidance; motor neuron axon guidance. The record is from RefSeq and is a predicted model, not a curated record.
UUGAAUAUCGGCUGCAGUAGGUACAACACGUUUCGAACGCUUGAAGAACAAGCUACACAAUUAAAUGUAAUUGUUUAUUUUAAUUUUUAAGCACACACUUUUUAAAAUAAAAUCUAAGUGAUAAGAUACAUAUACAUAAAUCUAGUACGUUUACAAUAUUUUUCAAUUUACAAGACACGAUCUGCAAGUAAACUUACAAAUAUAGAUACCAUGUUUGUGGGUAAACGUUCAAAAAAACGGUUCUGGAACAAUUUAUUUACCAAUCGACUAUGGCUGGCUAUAGUGAUCAUGAUGUCGAUGACGGCCGGCAGUGGCGCGAUGGCAGCGGUCGAAUCGCCGUCGACGAUCGCACCCGAGCAAACCACCGCCAUCACGGCCAGGCCUAACGUCACGGUGGACUGCGUGGCGCGCAACACGUGCGUCGAUUGCGCGGCCGCGGCGCCCGCGUGCAGUUGGUCGCUGGUGCGACAGUCGUGCAACACCACCGCGGCGACGGAAAAACAACUGAUCGAAGACCCGGGCGACGACGGCCACCACCACCCGCCGACACAGCCGGUGCGCGACGCUGGAUCGUGUCCGCGGUUCAAGGUCAACUACCAGAAACAGACCACCCUGGACACGACCAACCGCACGGUGAACGUGAAGGUGUCCAACGACCCGACCGGCACGUUCCGGACGCUGCUCGAACGGGGCGAGGUGUUGUGCCAUCUGAACGAGAUGAAGUACCCCGGCCAGGUGGAGAGCGGCGGGCGGCAGAUCACGUGCGAGUCCGAUUACUCCGAGUCGGUCAACUCGUCGCUGUCGUCGUCGAUGGUUUACUUCGCGGUAUCCGUCAACGGCGUCGCGCUGGCGUUCGACGACAAACGCGAACAUUACUUGGACUUCACGGUGCCCCGGAACGCGUGCGUCACCGACAACCAGCUGGGGCCCAGCGACGAGUGCAAGGUGUGCCUCUGGGACGACGACGUGUACCGGUACUACUGCCAGUGGUGUCCAAAGAGCAACCCGUGCACCGGGUCGUACCAACAGUGCGACGUCCGCCGGCUAGCCGAUCCCGGUCGCGUGACACCCGUGAAAGACGUGCUGGUCCGGUGUCCCGAGGUCCGGAUCGAGUCCAUCGAACCGCUGUACGGGUCGUGGGCCGGCGGCACGACCAUACGGAUCGCCAUCGGCAACCACCGGACGCUGUCCGAGAACAAGGUGACCGUGAUCAAGGUGGCCGACAGCCGGUGCCUGCUACCCACCGUGUCCAUGGACGGCAAGACGGUCACGUGCACCAUACCGCCGACCAACUCGAGCACGUUGAACCAGGGCCCGGUGGAGGUGACGUACAGGUCGGAGGUGAACAAGUUGCUGCCGUCGUUCACGCUCAGGUCCAACCAGAGUUUCUACUUCGUCGAGCCGGUCAUAACGAACGUGUGGCCGUCGUGCGGUCCCGUCACCGGCGGCACCCGGGUGACGAUCCGCGGCCGGUUCUUGGACGCCGGCAACACCGUUCGGGUGUACAUGCGGGACAACAUCACGUGCGCGGUGCAGGCGCACAGCCAGAACGAGGUGACCUGCCUGACGGGCGCCAGCGACGGCCCGUCGUCCAGCGCGAUCCGCAUCGAGUUCGACCACUACCUGAGCAAGUACGUGUACGAGCCGCCGUUCGUGUACACGUCCACGCCCACCAUGGACGUCGGCCAGUCGUUCCGGGGCAUAUCGUCGGGCGGCACGCAGCUGUCGGUGCACGGCCAGAACUUGGUGUGCAUCCGCAAUGCGCUGGUGCACGUGUUGUACAACGGCAUACAGUACACGGGCGGGUGCGAUGUGAAGAACAACACGUACAUGGAGUGCACGGCCCCGACCAUUAACCGGCCGGCGCCGCAUCAGGUGACCGCGCUGCAGUUCGGGUUCCAAGCCGACUACAACGACACCAUCGUCAAGAUAUUGUUGCCCACCGGUACGCCCGACUACACGCUGUACCCGGAUCCGGUGUUCACUGACUUCGAGACCAACGGACGAACCGUUACCGUUUACGGUAUUAACAUCGACCAGGGUUACGACCACGACGCCGACCUGUCGGUGCUGUUCCACAGGACCGGCGUGCCUUGUAACGUCACGUCCGUGCAACCGGACCGCAUCGUGUGCCGGCCGCCCAAACGGCUGUCGUUCAACGACCACGGCGGUCGUUCGGACGAGGGUCAGGCGGACGACUACAGCGAAGACGACGACGACGACGAGUUGCCGGCGGCCCUGGUCAACGACGAAAUCAUCGUCACCGUCGGCAACCUGGUGUACGAGGUCAAGAGGAAGCCGCAGACGAUCCGGCGCAACUUCCCGGUCCGGAUCAAUACCAUCAUCUUCGGCGGCAUCGCGUUGGUGUCGCUGAUCAUCACCAUCGUGGCGGCCAUUGUGUACUGCAUGAAGAUCGCAAUGACUAUUUCCAACCAGCAGACGGAAAUGCGGUCGCUCUGCGAGCACCUCAACAGCACCGAAAUUGGAAUCAGGACCGGAACUGAAACCGGUAACACCUGCAGAGACGACGUCGAGUCUGCCACGGCACCGGUCUGCAAUGAACGAUCAUAGGAUAAUGAUAAAUAUUAUUUAUUAAUAUAUCAUCAUCGUGCACGAAAAUCGUCUAGAAUGCACGAUAAGAUGACUGAGAUGAGUCCCUUAUUCCCGCGACUCGUGUAUAUAUAUAAAUAUAGGUAAUAAGCAUAUCGUGUACAAGGUGAUUUUCUAAUCGAACAAUACUCUUUAUUUCAAAACAUUUUAACGUUUUUGCAAAUAUUUUUCUAAUAUAAUUUACAUUCGAAAUAAAAGAAAUGUUAAUAGUUUUUUUAAAUAAUUAUUCAUAAGUAUGAUAAAAGAAUCACCUGGUAUAUAAUUAAUAUAGGAUUAGUAAAUCUUCGCAUGAUCUACGACAGUCAUCCAUAACAAAAUAUAAAAUAUUUAUAUCAAUAAUCAUUUAUCUCUGUAAUUUUUCAUCUAUAAAUAUCAUGAUUAUGUGAGUAGGCGUGUAGAACAAUAUAAUUGUUACCUACGUAAACUGUAAUUAGCAAGGAUCGCCGCCGUAUAGACAUAAUAUACAACGAUAUAUUUAGUAUAAUAAUAUGUUCUACAUAAUAAUAUUAUUACUACGAUAGAUUCUCAUACGUGUGUAAAAAGUAAAAUAAUAUUUUUAGUGACAUAAUAAUGUAAUGCAAUACCUAAUAUUUUGGGUUAACUGCGGAGUUUAUAUAAUUAUGUAGUGAUUAAUCUGUAGAGCGUUGUACAUAUAGAUAUUAUAAUUAUAUUUUAAUUUUAAUUUUGAAUAAUUGUUAUUGUUGAUAUAUAAAUUAAACAAUGUUGGUAUGA